This is a messenger RNA of Cucurbitaria berberidis CBS 394.84, 1911 nucleotides long. RefSeq lists its product as uncharacterized. The record is from RefSeq and is a predicted model, not a curated record. The transcript has 4 exons. NCBI's taxonomy places the organism in Eukaryota, Fungi, Ascomycota, Dothideomycetes, Pleosporales, Cucurbitariaceae. Bases 1 to 1911 code for a protein of 636 amino acids.
AUGCCAGACCCAGUGAUCAAGAAGGAGCAAAGUCCAGAGGCUUCGGUUAUGGCUAUGCCGCCAAUGUCUACAGCAGUGUCUACAGCUAUUACUCUUACCGCUCCGGCCAUUUCAAUGAGCGAUACAGAGGAUGUCAAGCCGCCGAAGCUGAGACCGAAGCCUUACAUCGUCGUGGAGCAAACCCACGUCGCCCCGAGUGCAUACUAUGGUAGCUCUCCUCGUAAAUACAGACUCAGCGGGCGUUCGAAUCCUAGCACUCGAGUGUUUGCUCGCGCGCCGCCGAUUUUAGCGCGCCUUCCAUCUCGAGCGACUUCCGCUACAGCAACGGGUCGCGUCAACAAACCCAACAUCACAACAACCAAUCUCGCAAAAACACCCACAUUGAGCAGCAUCAAAAAAAUUCUGGAAGAGAUUGGAAAGCUGACAAACAAGAAGCACAACAGGAUGAACGAGCACGAUUCCGGCGGAGGCGCCGCUGGCAACGAGAUGAGCUAUUCAGUUCUGCCGCCGAUGAUGAACAUGCAAGAUGGAGUCGAUGAGACGGUGACCAUGACACGAAGCGACCUCGAAAACAUCCGCGGCCACUUGCAGAUGCUGCAGAACGCGACCGCGACCAGCGAGCAACAUGUGUCAGAACAGCGCUUGGUUAUCGGUGAACUCGUCACUUUCAACCAUAGCAUCCACACCAUGGUGCAGCAACUAGAUAACCGCAUGGUGAAGGUAGAGUACGACAACACCAAUCUGCGCUCCAUGCUCACAUCUCACUCUGAUUUCACGAACGGCGUGCCUCAAUCCGCACCGGCAGUUCGCCCUACCUGGCAUCGUAGCGGCACCGGCAGACGCUCGCGUAGCCCAUCUCCUACGCAACUCGAGUACCGCGAUCGCGCAGGAUGGGAGGGUGGCGAGUCCAUCCCCACCGGCACUGUUUCGAGCGACGUCAAGAAGACGAAGGCGCGAAAGCAACUUCAGAUUCAGAUACCCGGGAAGAUAUCUGCCCCAUCCUUUGCAGCUGGCCUACCUACUCCGCUGACGAGGACUGCGACGACUCUAUCAGCCGGUCCCUCGGCGCUUUCAUCAAGCUUCCCCAAGACGCCGAUUACACCAGGUCGCAUUGGUCCCAACAGUAACAAGAAAUCGGCGACAGCGAUCAACAAGCGCAAGAUCCACAACCUCGAUAAGCUGGUUCCGCCUACCUAUGCGCAAAUCCCUAUCGUUCCUCUGACCGACACCGAAGUCAUCGUCUACUUCUUCCAGUCCCUAGCCCGCCCCAUCGUCGCUCUUCGCCUGUAUGCGCGAAACUGGGGCCCAGCUUCCAUCGUAGACGUACUGAACGAGCACCGCGACAUCAGCCCGCCGUAUCUGCGCAACACGGCCUCAGUCAAGUGCACGACGGCGAUCAAGAAGGGCCGGGACAAGUUCGGCGAUGAGUGGGAAGACGCCCAUCGCGAGGUAUUCCGGAAAGCCGACGACGUCAAGGCCACGGAUUUGAUCUAUCUGAGUGGCGACGAAGUCGACCUCGCUGUAGAUUACGACGUGCGCUCUUUGUCGGUCGGACUGCGUAAGCAUCCCAAGGACGGUGUAGAUGGUGGCAUCUUCACCCGCUGCGUCAAGUACUGCCAUGAGACUGGCGCGCCGUAUACGCUGUUCAACGUCUGGCAGCUCGCGGCUGACUUGCAGGAAGGUCGGGUGCCGCAGCAUCCGCCGUCCCCUAUCGCGCCCGGUGUGACCCCCCGCUUUCGUCGUGGACAGCUGAAGCUAGAUGACACUGAUGACGACUACGAGGACAUUCCGAGCCCGACUCCACGCCGCAAGGUGAUAGCGCCUCAGCGCCGUCGUCGUGGAAAUAUCAACACCUACACUUCCGCUGCCUCGGACUCCAGCAUGGGCUAUGAGGAUGACGCUGCCAUGUAA